AUGGAGAGCCGAACGAUCACUGAGGGAUAUAUUGAUGCAUGCCUCCUGUCCUCUUUCCUCAUGGGCCGCUAUGAGGGCACUACACAAUGUCUCAUACCAGAUUCAGCGGAAAGUUUGAUUGAAACACGGAAUUGGUCUCACUACGAUGGCCUGAUGGCUAUAUUGAAGAUCUGGCACGAAAAGAUGAGCCAACACAAGCCGUCGACGAUUGUGAAGUAUAUCCGAAGACAGCUUCGCAAAUUCUUCCUUCUCCGACGUUUCCGACUGCCUGAUUGGGUACUAGAUGGCGGCGCGUUUGGUGAGGCUGGUCUGGAACUCGAUUACGACCGUAUUCUGGUGAAAUCGAUCAACCUAAGAUAUGAGACCCUUCUGCUUUCAGAAAGUGAUUCUUUUGCGCUUCCCAAAGCUAGAGCUUGCUACGCCGAAGCCACGAGGCUUGAGACCGCACUUAUGGCAUGGAUAGCACAAGUUUCUAGCUCAUAUCGAGGCCAUAUUCUUUCUAAACCUUGUCGGUGGCCCCGGGAGCACUUUUUCAAUCUGCAGAUUUACACGUACCACAGUAUCGGCAAUGCCGCCAUAUGGCUUGAGUUCUUCGCAACAAGAAUGCUUAUUAUUAGUGUCAAGUUAAGACUUCUCGACGCCUGGUGCAACGGUGCCACUUAUACGGAGCAGCGUAUGAACUGUCUCAAUACCUUGAAAGAGAUGGGAAAUAGCAUAGCUUCAAGUAUACCAUUUUGUCUUGAACAGAUCAGGGUGGUAGACGGAGAUCCAGUUCUAACCGUAGCUUCGAAGGUUCCCUUGCAGAACGAACAGAUCAAACCAUACCUUUCUAGCACGCUUAUCUGGCCACUGACCGUUGGAUCGAGCCUUGACUGCAUAGACGCCGGACAAAGGCGAUGGUUCAAGUCCGAACUUGCUGCCAUCGGAGCAUCAAUUGGCGAUGGUCUCUUAGAGCAUGCAACAACCGAUCAAUGGGUCAAACUUUGA
Messenger RNA from Exophiala aquamarina CBS 119918, 987 nucleotides. RefSeq lists its product as uncharacterized. Lineage: Eukaryota; Fungi; Ascomycota; Eurotiomycetes; Chaetothyriales; Herpotrichiellaceae. The transcript has a single exon. Bases 1 to 987 code for a protein of 328 amino acids. The record is from RefSeq and is a predicted model, not a curated record.